AUUGAUUUUUUAUAAUUGAUGUAUUCGAUAUGGCGAUAUUAAAAUUUAGAAAAUUUGAUAUAUCGAAAUACGAUAUGAUUUCAAAAAUUAACAAUCCUACUUUCUGAGGUUGAAAAUUGAAUGGUCCUCAUCACAGCGGUCGACGGCAGCUUAUUUUAAUUGGUUGCGGGUAAUUCACCUAUAAAAAUAUUAUUGAAAAAACAUAUAUAUCGAUAUAUAAAUCGGUCAGCUGUUUGUUAGUUUGGUAGAAAAGAAAAACAGGCACUUUUCCAACAAAUUUUCCGAAUGGGCGACUCCAACAAAGAAGACAUUCUGCACCUGCCGAACGGCGAUGCUCUGACCGGAGAUGAGGUUAAGUCGCAGUUUUUGAUUGGCGUGGCAGGAGGCACGGCCAGCGGCAAGUCUACCGUGUGCAAGAAGAUCAUGGAGCAACUUGGGCAGGCCGAAAUGGACCAUACACAGCGCCAGGUGGUGGCUAUCAGCCAGGACAGCUUCUAUCGCGAGCUGACAGCCGCCGAGAAGGCCAAGGCACAGAAGGGCCUGUUCAACUUUGACCAUCCGGACGCCUUCAACGAAGAGCUGAUGUUCGAUACACUUCAGGGCAUCCUCAAGGGUCACAAGGUGAAGAUACCCGGCUAUGACUACCGCACCAAAGGCAGAGCGUUGCAAGCGAUAUUGCAUGUUAUACGAAGCCCCGAAUGGAUCAUGGGUGGCGGCAACACCCACCACUCUGGGGAUCUCUCGCUGAUCGGGCGACGGAUUAGUCACAUCGGCACCCAAAAACAUGGUGUUCUUUAGCAGACAGUGCAGGUCAUCCCUUAGCUUGUGAUUGGUGCCGUUCAGUUUGGAAUUGACCUUAAGUAGAACGUUACCAAUAACCUGCGCGUUACAUUUACGCUCGACUGUGAUCUGCUUGAUGCAUUGUGUGAGAAUGCCAUCCUGCAGCUCCGCCUUUUACUUCACGACAUCAAAAAAGCGACCGAAAUUUGGUAUAACAACGAACACCAAACGAUUAACCUAUUAUAAGCCAACUAGGUUUUUCAAUUUUCCACCGAAAAUAAUGAAAAUUUAACCAUUUCAUAUAUAUCCAUAUUGUAGGAAAAGCAGUCAAGGUAUAUAACGUCAGAACGAAUAUAUGUAACUAUAACAGUAUUAAAAUUAAUGUCGCACCCAGUGUAAGGAAAGCAGUCAAGUGAUGGGUGGAUAAGUGCCGGAGCCGGAUAAGACACUGCGCGGUCGCAACGAGGAAACAUGUGACAAAGAUUGUAUGUCAAUUGCUGCAGUACAUCAAUAUCCAAGUUGCCCGUAUUCUCAAAUAGGUUGUAACGCGUCCGCUUUGCCGUCGCCUGAAUCGACUGAUGGCUGACCAUGAAGAACUGGAUCUCAUUGGAAUGGACAAUGGUGCGAUCGACGACGGUUCCCGGAACAACAUUGUUGAACUUAUUGUAUUGCGAUGGAGCUCCGUUCGGAAAGAAGCGCGUAUGAUGCCGGUUAACUACAAUGACGCAGCAAAUCUUGGGUUUGAUAUGCAUCUGAAAGGAAGCGAAGCAGGCCGCAGAAAUCCCCCUCAACUCUUCAUUCUUAAUCUUGGGAAACUGUCCAUCGCUGCCACCAUCACGAUAAUAGAUAAUGUGCUCGGGAUAGGAUAUGCGGAACUGAUGAUAGACACGCAAGUGCUCAAGAGCUACCGACUCCAUGUCCUCAAUCUCCUCCAAGGCAGAGCGUUGCAAGCGAUAUUGCAUGUUAUAUGAAGCCCCGAAUGGAUCAUGGGAGGCGGCAACACCCACCACACUGGGGAUCUCACGCUGAUCUGGCGAUGGAUGAGUUACAUCAGCACCCAAGAACAUCGCAUUCUUUAGCAGACAGCGGGGGUCAUCCUUUAGCUUAUGAUUGAUGCCGUUUAGCUUGGAAUUGACCUUAAGUAAAACGUUAACGUAACGUUCUAAGUAGAACGUUAACGUAACGUUCUAAUUAAAGUUAAUUCCAAACUGAACGGCACCAAUCACAAGCUAAGGGAUGACCUGCACUGUCUGCUAAAGAACACCAUGUUUGUGGGUGAUGGUGUGACUCAUCCGUCGCCCGAUCAGCGAGAGAUCCCCAGAGUGGUGGGUGUUGCCGCCACCCAUGAUCCAUUCGGGGCUUCAUAUAGCUUGUGAUUGGUGCCGUUCCGUUUGGAAUUGACCUUAAGUAGAACGUUACCAAUAACCUGCGCGUUACAUUUACGCUCGACUGUGAUCUGCUUGAUGCAUUGUGUGAGAAUGCCAUCCUGCAGCUCAGCCUUUUACUUCACGACAUCAAAAAAGCGCCCGAAAUUUGGUAUAAUAACGAACACCAAAUCAAAUUGAUUUCGAAAAAAUGAGCAUCCAGUUCACGUUCAUCUUUGUAAUUCUGUUUCUCGUCCUUGGUAUCCAAUGGUGUAUGUGUAUCCAUGAAAAUUCUAAGCAAAAAACCAUUAAAAAUAGAUCUUAUUGUUUUUAUUUUCUAAC
This is a messenger RNA of Drosophila miranda, 2486 nucleotides long. RefSeq names its product uridine-cytidine kinase-like. The transcript is spliced from 3 exons. The coding region runs from base 286 to 798 and encodes 170 amino acids. Lineage: Eukaryota; Metazoa; Arthropoda; Insecta; Diptera; Drosophilidae. The record is from RefSeq and is a predicted model, not a curated record. Gene Ontology annotation, molecular function: ATP binding; kinase activity. Gene Ontology annotation, cellular component: cytosol; cytoplasm.